Hemibagrus wyckioides is the source of this 3618-nucleotide messenger RNA. RefSeq lists its product as uncharacterized. Gene Ontology annotation, molecular function: ATP hydrolysis activity; zinc ion binding. The record is from RefSeq and is a predicted model, not a curated record. NCBI's taxonomy places the organism in Eukaryota, Metazoa, Chordata, Actinopteri, Siluriformes, Bagridae. Gene Ontology annotation, cellular component: nucleoplasm; nucleus. The coding region runs from base 171 to 2909 and encodes 912 amino acids. The transcript has 17 exons.
CAGCAGCGCGCAGAGAGCAGGGCGCAGUGUUCAGCCGCAGCAGUGUCACAGAAGUGAAAGAGGAAGGAAGGAGUUUGUUCUGUGUGCUAGCAGGAAGAUUGCGAGUUUUGUAAAACAAGCUUCUUUUUUUUUUAUUUUAGUGCUUGUUUUGUUUAGCCCAAGUGGAAGAAAUGGCGAGGCUGAGCGAGCACGGGAUUCGACUCAGCUCUAUGAGCCCAUCGUACCUGAACAGCAACUCCACCAGUCACACGUGGCCGUUCAGUGCUGUCGCAGAGUUAAUAGAUAACGCAUCUGAUCCCGGGGUCACAGCCAAGCAGAUCUGGAUCGAUGUGGUCACUGUAAAAGAGGAGCUAUGUCUUAGCUUUACAGAUAAUGGCAGUGGGAUGACGCCAAGUAAACUACACAAGAUGCUCAGCUUUGGUUUCACAGAGAAAGGAUCUGGUAAAGGCACUCACCAGGCCAUAGGGAUCUAUGGUAACGGCUUCAAAUCAGGAUCGAUGCGACUGGGGCGUGAUGCUCUGAUCUUCACUAAGAAUGGAGGAUGUCAGAGUGUUGGCAUGCUCUCGCAGACCUUCCUGCAUGCCAUUAAAGCUCAGGCUGUCAUUGUACCUAUAGCACCAUUCAACCAACAGACUAAGUCUUUGGUAAUCACAGAGGAUUCAGAGGCCAGUCUGAGAGCCAUUCUCACACACUCUCUCUUCCAGUCAGAGUCUGAACUACAGCAACAGCUCGACUCCAUCCCAGGCAAGAAGGGCACCAAGAUCCUCAUCUGGAACAUACGCAGGAACAAAGACGGGAAGCCCGAGUUUGACUUUGAUGCCGAUGAGGAGGACAUUCGCCUGCCAGAGAUCCGCUCAGAGGAGAUGGAGGGAAAAGCAAAGAGACGUUACUCUGCACCUCACAGAGCUGACCAUAUCAUCCCAGAGAUGGAUUACUCUCUCAGAGCAUAUCUCAGCAUUCUGUAUCUGAAACCCAGGAUUCAGAUCAUCCUCAGAGGGAAGAAAGUUCAGACCAAACUAGUGGCGAAGAGUCUGUCCAUGAUCGAAAAUGAUGUUUAUAAACCACAAUUCAUUAAUGAACGAGUGAAGAUUACCUUUGGCUUUAACCAUAAAAACAAAGAUCAUUACGGCAUCAUGAUGUACCACAACAACAGACUCAUCAAGUCUUAUGAGAAAGUUGGCUGCCAGAUCAAGUCGUCUGGCCUGAGGUCUGGAGUGGGUGUUAUCGGAGUAAUUGAGUGUAACUUUCUGAAACCAGCUCACAACAAGCAGGAUUUUGAGUACACAAAAGAGUACAGACUCACAAUGGCUGCCCUCGGCAACAAACUUAACGACUAUUGGCGGGAGAAAAAGGAAAAGAAAGCGAAAGAGAGAGCAUUCCGAGCGCUGGAGAGAAAAAGCGUAGAAGGAAACACUGAGGAUUAUGACGAGAGUGAGGAGGAGGAAGAGGAGGAUGAAAAAGAAGAAGAGGAAAGAGCGAAUGUGAUUUGGCUGCAGUGUGAUGACUGUAUGAAGUGGAGGGGUAUUCCCAGACACCUGUUCAAAAAUAACAUUCCUGAGCAGUUCACCUGCAGCCAGCACCCUAUCGGUCGCCUGAGGAGCUGCUUAGUGCCUGAGGAAGCUGAGGAGCCUGAGGAUGAGCUGACACCGAGCUAUGAGAAAACACACAAAAAGCAAGAAGUUUGGGCCAAGCGAAGAGGAAAAUCAGUGGAGAGUGAUAAAGGCCCAACACAUACUGAGAGCAAAGAGGCACCUGAGCCCACCUCAGAAACCACACCGGAUGAAACUGUUAUUACCAUCGAGACAGAGGCUGAGAGCAGAGAAGACGAAUCUACACCUUCACAAAACUGCAACAAAAGAAAAGCAACAUGGACAGACAAUGAAAUCAGCAGCAAAUCACCAAAACGCACUGACUCUGAAAAAGAGAUAUCAACUACAACAACAGAAUCAGAGGAAGAGCCAGUGGAGGAAAAUCUGGAAAUAUUGAAGACAAAGAGCAAAAAUAACCAGACCAAGAAAAAUGCUAAGGAUGAGAGUAAAAGUCCUGCAGUUUCUCCUGACACAGAAAGCACUGCAAACCCAACUCCUUCUGAGCAGCAAGUGGCACGAACCCCGCAGACUAAAGACCAGCCAAAACUUGCCACUGGCCCCCCAGGCUGGCCUCACCCAAUCACACCCCAUCCCUCCAUGGCAUGGUCUCACCCUCUCCCUCCUGCUCAGACUGUGGUGGUUCCUCCUCUUAGCCGUACCAGCAGGCAGCCACACACUGUGCUCCGGUUGGAGAAUCCAGACCGGUCUGUACUCACUAGCAGACUGGACCAGCUGGAGCGGGAAGCCAAACGCCUCAGGAGGAUCCUCGGCCUACGAGAAGCGGUCGUCCAGAUGAGUCCGUUAUCAGACGGGGAGGUAUCAGGGUCAGCAGGAAGUGUACAUGAUGGGAAAACAGACUCAGGGGUGGAAACUGUGGCGACAGCUUCUGUGGCAUCUAAGAAAUCAGGACCUCAGCCAGAUCAGCAAAGUAUUUUAAAGAGGACGGUCAGUCCUGCCGGACAACAGGAAGCACCAGUAGCCCUCGCAGAUGACCUGCACUGGAGUAAAACACUGGCUAAACUGCAAAGCCAAAACCAAGCUCUGGCUACAGAGCUGAGUAAAGUUAAGAAGGAAAAUGAUGAACUCCAGAGCAAAUUGAGACAAACGGAGAAAGAGACACGUGACAAGAGAGAGCAAAGCACCAACACACCCUCCAGCAUUCACGACAGUAUCGCACUGGAUCGAUUACGCUCUAUCCGCCGGAAUGUCGUGUCUCUCCUGUCUUCCAUUCUGCCCAAUUUGGAUAUGCAGGGAAUCAGUUAUGACACCGGGGACGUGGACAGCAUCCUGCAGCAGAUCAUCCAGGCCAACAACCUCUGAUAAAUAAGCUCCAGGACAAAAGCAUAGUCCAACAAGAACUCGUUUCAGUACAGCGCUUAGGGCAGAGCUCCACAGUAAGCAAGCUUACAGGCAAAGAAAGAAAGCAACUGAUCUUGUUGCAGUGCUUCUAGCUGAGCUCCACAGCAAAGAGCAUAUCCAGGCUAGCCACGUGUACCUACAAGUAGGUUUCUAUAGAGCGUAAUGUAGGUCCUGUUCCUGUUACAAAGCCAUCAUAUGUAGACUACCUUAUUCCUUUACAGCAGCAUUAACUCUACUAUUUAACACACUGCUAUUCUGUUAUCAUUACAUAUGAUAUGUGUCAUGGUCAUCAUUUAAAAUAUGGUCGACGUUUCCUUCUUAACAAUGUGAUUGUUUUAUAUAGUGAAUAAGUGAGGCAGAAGUUUUCAGAUGAAAUGUUCAGGACCCUUUGCAGCAUAUGUUGUGUGUCCAAUUUUUUUUUUUUUUUUUAAUCACUAUGCAGAAGUUGUUUAUAGUAAAAGUGACAAUGAUUAGGCAGUCUAUGUCCAGUGUUAACUGUCAGAAUAUGUUGGAGCUUACACAUGCUUUAAAAGAGAAACCUUUCUAUGCUCAGUUGGUAUCCUUCACAUUGGCUUUUGUUCAUACGUUUUUUCAGCAAUAAAGUCUGAGGAAUUUUUUAAUGAUUCAAACGCGAAGAAGGAGAUAUUUCCACGUCAGCGCCGAGUGAAAC